Molecule: messenger RNA, 2762 nt
Organism: Sturnus vulgaris (Common starling)
Lineage: Eukaryota; Metazoa; Chordata; Aves; Passeriformes; Sturnidae
Gene: ST3GAL2
Product: ST3 beta-galactoside alpha-2,3-sialyltransferase 2
Biological process (GO): sialylation
Cellular component (GO): membrane
Molecular function (GO): beta-galactoside (CMP) alpha-2,3-sialyltransferase activity
Source: RefSeq, a predicted model, not a curated record
CGCCCUCCCGCGCCCUAUGCCCGCGCCCUAUGCCGGAGCGGGCGCCGUCCCCGGCUCAGCCACCCGACGACCAUGAAGUGCUCGUUGCGCUUCUGCUUCCUCUCGACCGCCUUCCUGCUCGUAUUCGUCAUGUCCCUCCUCUUCACCUACUCCCACCACAGCAUCGCCUACCUGGACCCCGGCGGGCUGGGCGGCAUCCACCGGGUGAAGCUGGUGCCCGGCUAUGCCGGGAUGCAGCGGCUCAGCAAAGGGGGGCCGUACCCCCGGGGCUGCUCCUGCCGCCGCUGCCCGGCCGAGGAGCCCGGAGCCGCCGACUGGUUUGAUAGGCGCUAUGACGGUACCGUGUCCCCAGUGUGGACCAAGGAGAACAUGGAUCUACCGCCCGACGUCCAGAGGUGGUGGAUGAUGCUGCAGCCCCAGUUCAAGUCCCACAACACCCACGAGGUCCUGAGCAAGCUCUUCCAGAUCGUGCCGGGCGAGGAUCCCUACCGCUCCCGUGACCCGCGCCGCUGCCGCCGCUGCGCCGUGGUUGGCAACUCAGGCAACCUACGCGGCUCUGGUUACGGGCCGGAAAUCGACGGGCACGACUUUGUGAUGCGGAUGAACCAGGCCCCCACGGUGGGCUUUGAGGGCGAUGUGGGUGGUCGGACCACACACCACUUCAUGUAUCCCGAGAGUGCCAAGAACCUUCCCGCCAACGUCAGCUUUGUGCUUGUGCCCUUCAAAACCCUGGACCUGCUCUGGAUCGCCAGUGCCCUCUCCACCGGCCAGAUCAGGUUCACAUACGCACCUGUGAAGCCUUUUCUGCGUGUGGACAAAGAAAAGGUGCAGAUCUACAAUCCUGCCUUCUUCAAGUACAUCCACGACCGCUGGACAGAACACCACGGGCGUUACCCCUCCACUGGCAUGCUGGUGCUCUUCUUUGCCCUCCAUGUAUGUGAUGAGGUGAACGUCUUUGGGUUCGGUGCUGACAGCCGGGGGAACUGGCACCACUACUGGGAGAACAACCGCUACGCCGGGGAGUUCAGGAAAACGGGGGUGCACGAUGCCGACUUCGAGGCACACAUCAUUGACAUGCUGGCCAAAACCAGCAAGAUCGAGGUUUACCGGGGAAACUGAGGGCUGACUCUCCAGCUCCCUGCUCCUGCAGGUCCUGCUUCCUGCAGGGGCAGAGGGUAAGGGUCUCCCUGGUGGCCUCAGGCAAUGAGCACCGCAGUUCCGCAUUGCUGACAGCCACUGCGGUGGUAUUUGGUGCCUCCAGCAGCCAAUCAGGUUCAGAGCUAAAGGAGACUUUUUGCUUUUUUUUAAUUAUUAUUAUUAUUAUUAUUAUUAAGAAACCCAGCUGAGAAAGGAUUUAUAAACACAAUCAGCGACUGACCAGGCGGCAGGGGUGGCCGCCUUGCAUCUCUCUACAGUCAAACCAAAUGCUGCUCUUUUUAAAAGAAGACAACCCCCCACCCCCCGAAGCCGCGGGACUUUGGGGAACCCCUUGAGCAUCGUGUCCCAGCCGAGGGAGCUGUGGUGGCUGCGCAGCCUCACCAGUGGAACCAGCUGCUUCUUUUUUCCUUUAUUUUGGUAUUUUUCUUUUAUGCCCCUGGGGCAGCCGAUGCCGUCAUUUCUCCAGGGAAGGCUCCUGGCACAGAGGCAGGUCCCAGCACAUGGAUCCAUGGUGGGGAGCCAGAAGCUUCAGGAAGCCGACCAUUGCUGAUGCUCUGCUGCAGGCUGGUGACUGCUGGCACAGCUGUGCAGGGAGAUGCACUUUGGGGUGCAGCAUCCGUGCUCUUCUAUCUGAGGAUUGGGGAAGGGUAGGACAGAUUUCAGGAAUGACUGCACAGGAGGCAGCUAAGACACUUACACAAGCAGCAGCUGGUCACUCCAGCUGAGCUCUCCAAGCAGUUGUAGGAUGGUUGAGGGGUUGUGGUUGCAGCAGGGUCAAGCAGACAGGAUUUCCUUUGCUUUCAGGCUGGGAAAAAUCAGAUCAGAGAUUAGUGGGUGAGUGAACUGUGCUUUUGCUUUUGUGUUGCUCUAAACAGCUCUAGUGAGAAGCUGAAAUCCCAAAGUCUUUGCUCUUUUUGCCAGGGUGGUGCUUGGUUUACACCAUUCUGUUACAGCCAGGGCCCUCAGAGUCCCCAAGGCUUCCCAGGCUGGACAGGCAGCCUAUGACAUAGGAUGGGGAGAUGCUGAAGGAAACUGCCCCCUCAGAGAUGCCAUUAAAACCACUUUCAUUGGGUCAAUAAGGUGGGGCUGUUUUUUUUAGGAGAUGCUGGAAAACUCAAGAUAAAGGCAACCAUGGAAAAGGUCCUCCAGAGAGGGACCCUCCACCUGCACAGCUGGUGCUGAGAGUGGAGCAGGGGCUCGGGAGCAGUGCCCAUCUGGGGAAAGCUCUGCCCAUGCUGCCUCGUUGCAAUAGCUAAUUUGAGGAACAAUCACUGAAGGUUUUUUGGGCUUGGAGAUUUUUUAGCCUUUUGUAUCUGGCUUUUCUGUAGCAGCCUCUUACCUGCUUCUCCACUUUGGUUUGGUUGUUUUUCAGGGUUUUCUUUUAAUUUUUUGAGGUUUCUCUGCAAUUGUGAAACACAUCUGGUGGAGGGUGUGGGUUGGUCACCUGGAGCUGGCAAGUCAGCAGUCCUUGGGCUGGGGAAAUUCAGCUUUUCUGUCCGCAGGGAUUUAAACGCUGGAGUUUUGUGGUCUGUUUUGGUCUGUAGAAGUGGAGCUGCCCUGGUGCAGGCAGCCCCAAGCCCCAGGACACAGGCUGCUGCAAGCCC